AUGAGGCGCACGUACUUACGACGCUAAACCUCGUAAGUCGGAAUGAGCGUCGUUUAAAGCGUCGUAACCACGAAACGACGUAACUCGAGACCGUCGAUCGUAGCCCGAGGACUACCUGUACUUUUAUGCGCGAGGGGUACCCGUGGAGAUAUACUUUCGCUCUUUGGGGGUACAGUCGCAUAAAGGUUAAGAAUCUCUGGUACCUGACGUCAUAGUACUGAUCGACCUGCCGCGUUAAUUGAUGUUUUUCUGUGGCGUGGACAUGCAUGUAUUAUAUAGAAAUUGCGGUCCUAUAGUCGUAUGGAACAUGGCACGCAUACAUGCACGCACACACACAGAUGGAAAGGUAACAAGUACAGGCUUAAUUGGCGGUGUGUGUGUGGGGGAGUAAUUACUGGCCGGGUGACAACCCCGUGACUGAAGGAGAGCAGGAAGGGGUUCGACAAAUGACAGGAUGGGUGUGCGGAGAUGUUUUGGAGAGACGUCGGGUGAAUUAAGAGAACGUAAUUUUUUUUUUUUAAUAUAUAACUGUAAUGUUUACAAUAAAAGAGUACCGUGGGUAAAGAGUUGUAAUGCUUAUAAUAAAUCAUGAAAUAAAACAAACAAAGGGCCCAGAGGUGACGACGUGCUGCAGAUCAACAGACUUAUCACCAACAUCAACCUUCGAGGCAACUGUCAGAUGCUUCCACUGGGCGCAGGGCGUCCUCCGCGCGCCGUCACCACGGACCCGGUGGUUAUCGCGAUUCGCUUGCUUGUCCGCGUGUAUCUCUUCUUCGUUUAUUCCGUGAUUAUGAAUAGCUCCUCAUGCGAAAAUUGAGGUCUUUGUGGGAAUACAAGUUUUAUUAUCCCAUUUCUUGAAAGAAUCAUAAGGGCCGUUCUCUCGGGCAAAGUUUCGAACCAUCAAACCUCCGGAGUUCCCCAAAGUACCCCAAGUUAGAACCUAACGUUGUUGACCAAUUAAAGUCCUAGAUAAGGAAAACCAAGAAGCACAAGUCCUCGUGAGGGGAAAAGGGAAGGGGUGAUCGAAAGCAAUUAUGCAAUGUGAAGUGUUUGCAUGUCAAGUUUAUCUCGGUCUUAGAUACUUUCAUGAUGUGCGCCAAGUCUAUACCAGGUGUAACACCGCUCCCCUCUUGAUCCCCGUGAGUUUAUAACCCAGGAGGUGAAUGGUCAUGUUGAUAUCAGAGUUCUGGCACAAGUGCUGCCUCUUGAUCUUUACGUCCCUGGGUUUGGCGACAUGAAAAGUCAGUUUUCCGCUCGGGAGCUUGAGUGGGAUUUGUCAGCUUACACCGAAGCACCAGGUAGGGAAGUUCUAGAAUCAAAAUUCGCAGUCUCUAUUAGCUUUAAUGGAGUAUAAGAUCUUGUGAACGCCAGUAAUUCUGUCAGGAGUAAUAAUGUCUGUGAAGCAAGAAGUCUUUAUUAAGUCUUACAGGGAGUCUCAACCUCGAGGGGACUUACAUAAGUCGGAGCCGGACCUCAACAGCCCCAGACACACCCAGACCCCCCGGCGACUCAGUGUCAGUUCCCAGUCUUCGCUGGACAGCGAGGGGUUGGCGGUCGCGGACCAGCAUAGCCACUGGAAGGAGGUAGACCUAGACGACGACAUUGAAACUCUCCUGGACACAUCUGAGUCGAUACCGCCGUACGACGUGACGGGCAAAACAACGUACGAACGCGCGUGCGUCAAGGUGGGCGUGACCCCAGCACGAUGCCUGCUGCGGAAACUGGACAAAGGGCGUGCCCUUGACCUCAAGCACUAUGGCCUUGGACCCCGCAGUGUCAUCCCCGUCACCAUGGCAUUGAUGAUCAACAGAUGUAUCACCGAGAUCAACCUUCGAGGCAACUGUCUGGGCGCCAGUGGCAUGGCCUGCAUUCAAACAAUGAUGGAGGACAACAAUACGAUAAUUCAUAUUAACCUGGCGCCAACAACCUGAGGUCGGAGGGCGCGACGCACGUGGCCAGGAUGAUCGGCACCAACAAGACGCUUCGUGUCCUCGACAUUUCCGAAAAUGGCUUUGUGGAUGCUGACGCCGUCUGCCUUGCCAGAGCUGUAGAGAACCACUCUCGACUGACUGUUCUCAACCUGAGUCACAAUGCCUUUGGUGAUCCCUCAGCCGCAUGCUUCUCACAUAUGAUUGCAGAAAAUGGUGUCUUGGAGGACUUGAAUUUAAGCUGGAAUCACUUCCGAGUGAAAGGUGCUCAAGAGCUGGGAGAUGGGCUAGCAGAAAAUGAGUCGCUGAAAUCAUUCAACAUGAGUUGGAAUGGUGCUGAGGACAAGGGCACAGAAGCUGUGGGGAUGGCACUGAACCAGAACAGCACACUACAGCACAUUGACCUCACCUCCAACCGCAUAUCUUCAAAAGGCUUCCUGACACUGCUCAAAGCCCUGCCUCAUAAUGAGGCCCUCAGGAGCAUUAGGGUUGGGAGGAACAAUAUUUCGACUGAAGGAGCAAAGGUUGCUGUAGCCUUCUUAAAGACAAUAAGAAACCUUGCUUUACAUUUACUGGAUCUUUCAGACAUCAUCCUGAACAGUUCUAUCAAACCCCUACUAGAAGAAUUGAAGCAGAUGCACCCAGAUCUGCAGAUAUCAUAUGGCUACACAGAUUCCUACGGCAAACACAAGAUGCGCUCGUAUGACAUGGUGGCUGAAGCCCUCAGCACUAUGCAGUCCUUCUGUCAGGAGAACAAAAUCCAGCUGGUAGAGAUGUUUGCCAGAUUUGAUGCCGAUGGUAGCACAAGCCUUACUAGGGAGGAGUUUAAUGAAGGUCUUAAGGAAGCCAAAAUCCCACUGACUACACAACAUGUAGACAAGCUGAUUGAGGAACUUGAUAAAGAUGGAGAUAAGGAGAUUGAUUUCAGUGAACUUGUGAUUGGAGCAGGACAAAAGUCAGAAAGAAAAGCCAAGAAGUUAACCAUGAAACUGUAGUUACCUGCUUACUGAUAAUCGGCUACAGUAAAAACAAAAUCUAAGGUAAACAAUUAUAUAUUUAUAUAUUUGAUCGCAUCUUCAUACUGUUUACAUGACAUUCCCUUCUUAUCAGGGUAACCUAUACUAUGGACAUAGUACUUUCCUCACUUUUUAAUCCUAUCAUUUUAUUUCUGCAUCCUCUUAAAACUAAUAAUUGUCAUAACUGCGAUGUGCACAGUUAAGUGUAAAAUAAAACCUUGACAUCAUGUAGCAUCUAUUAAUUAUCCCUUAAGAGCCUCCCAUCAGUGCUGAAGCUGAAGAUUGUGUUAAAUAUACAAGCAGUGUGAGGAUAAAUAGACCUGAGUGUAGCUUGAGUCUCAAAGGUCUUACAGGCUUGCUUGACUGUAAAGAUUAUAAGAUCAAAGAAUUAGGUGAAAGUUGUAUAGUUUAAUUGUUUUGCAGGCCAGAAAUGCUGUUAGAAUUAGCUCACAUGUGGUUAAGCUAAGUUUUUAGAUGAUUAUUCUGCAUAACCUCGGAACUGAGUUUAAGAUAAAUAUUGCACAAUUUUGUGUGUUUUCUGCUAUGAGUGUUGAUUCGUGCAUCACAUGUGACAAUGUAUAUUAUUCCAUCACCUUUUACAUCCUAAAGCAUUUUGCUGUUUCUUGAGAAUCACCCCUACUUUGUUGUUAAAACAUAUUCUUUACACUUCUGUGCUGCAAAAUUUAAUUCAGCAUUGAUCCAGAACAGAACAAUUAUUAUAAGUGUGUAUUAGCUAAUUAUUUUCUUUACGUUAUCUACCUACCAACCCACAGUACACAAAAUAACAUCAAUUUGUAGCUGUCAAUUUACACAGUGGUACUGGCACGAAAGCAACAAAGCUUAUUAUGCUGGAAUGAAAACAUGGCCAAACCAAAAUAAGUCUAUCAAUCUCACCUUUUUUUGUCAUGGCAAAAGGUAAAUACCUAAUAAAGGUAUACAAACAAGGAAAGCUGCAAAUACACAUCUAAUUCUUGGUAAUAUCCUAAUGAAUUUCUACAAUGUCUACACUGAUCCACUUGAUGUACACCCACAUCAAACAACCUGAAAAACCAUUAAAAAUGUUCCCCUAGCCUUCUUAAUCAUUGUAAACAUGUCUAACAAUAGCAAACUUAAGAAAAUCCUUUGAAAAGGCUAUGAAUAUAAAAGACACAUGACAAAUGUAAGAAAAUUCACUGAGCUCAACCAAGGGACAUAUAUUUGAUCCAUCACAUUAUUUAACAACAGCACUGAUAAAAUCUAUAUGAUUAUUUAAAACACCCAUAUACAAACACAUACACUAGAGCAGUAACAAUUUUAACCCAUUUGUACAUGCUUAUGAUGCACUCACCUACACUAUUGGCAUGCUUGGUCUCUCUCACACACACAAUAUGUGCAUAGCACAUUACAGUCUGAGCCAGAAUAACACACCUGACAUACACUAGAGAAAUGAAACUGUGCUUUCUACAUCAAGAAAAGAUAUAAUAUCAUUUUUGGGAGGGGGACUCCUAAAAAAAAA
Molecule: messenger RNA, 4439 nt
Organism: Pomacea canaliculata
Lineage: Eukaryota; Metazoa; Mollusca; Gastropoda; Architaenioglossa; Ampullariidae
Product: leucine-rich repeat-containing protein 74A-like
Exons: 13
Coding region: 1961-2923 (320 amino acids)
Molecular function (GO): calcium ion binding; protein binding
Source: RefSeq, a predicted model, not a curated record